Messenger RNA from Trifolium pratense (red clover), 1170 nucleotides. RefSeq names its product probable membrane-associated kinase regulator 6. Bases 128 to 847 code for a protein of 239 amino acids. The record is from RefSeq and is a predicted model, not a curated record. The transcript has 2 exons. Lineage: Eukaryota; Viridiplantae; Streptophyta; Magnoliopsida; Fabales; Fabaceae.
UUCAUAAAAAUAUGUGAAGCAUAAUAAGAGAAGAGCCUUAUAGCUUGCUUCAACCCAUUUUGUAUCCCAUCUUUUCCUAACACUUUCCAAAUUGUCUUCAAGGAGAUUCCUUCAAAGAAUAGAAGCCAUGGAAGCCUCUCACCCUCUUUCAAUUGAAAGUUUUUCUUAUAGUUGGUUAGUAAACCUUAAACCAUCAUUAGAACAAAGCCUUGAUAGUUCUUCCUUUAGAAUUUCUCUUGAUGCUUCUUGUGAUGAAGCUUCUUCCUUCAUUGAAAUGGAUCCAAAAAUGCCAUCUUCAAGAAGAUUUUUUAUAAACUCACAAGAUCUCAAAUUUGAUUUUCCAACCUCACAACAAUCCUCUCUCACUACUCUUGUUGAUGCAGAUCAACUCUUUUCCAAUGGUUACUUAAUGCCACUUUUUGUUGAAUCAUUGAAAAUUGAACCAUAUGAAUAUGAUUCCUCAAAUUCAAAUUCAACUUCAACUUCAGAUUCAAACUUAACCUUAGAUUCAUCCAUGUCACAUGUACCAAAAAAAGUUGUUGCUUUAGAAAAUUCAAGAAGCUCUUCAUUCAAAAGGUGUAGAACAAUAUCUAGGAGAAUGUUUCAAAAAUAUUUGAAUUUCUUAAGGCCUUUUUGUAGAAAAUUGAGGGGUCACAAGAAUUCAAAGCAUGAAAAUGUUGUGAAAAGAACUCAAUCAGUGAAGAAUAUUAGAGGACAAUAUUGUGAUUCAUCUCCAAGAAUUAGUGUUGCUUAUUCUGCCGAUUAUUCGCGCGCGUCUUGUGAUUCGGAUAGUUCAAUUUAUGAAGCUGUUCUUCAUUGCAAAAGAUCCAUUGAAAGAAUGAGUUAGCCAUGAUGAAGGCCAUAGCAAGGUUUUGAAAAGGUCCGCGGCAGCAAAUUAAGCCAUGACAUCAAGAAUUUUGAUAUCUCAAAUAUCGCAAGAUGGACUCGAUUGAGGCUGUAUCACCUCACCUGUAUUUAAUCGCAAUUUUUUUGUACAUGUGUAAAAUGGUAACUGUGACUACAAUUUAAAACCUUGGUGCACACGUAUGUAUAUGAAAUAAGUAUAUGGUUGGUGACUUGCCUUUCAAAAUAAAAAAAAAUAUGGUUGGUGACUGGCGAGGCAUUAUUUCAUGCUUUGAAAUAAAAUUUGAAAACAGAAAAAUUACGGAA